This is a messenger RNA of Effrenium voratum, 2191 nucleotides long. The record is from the annotation of a GenBank genome assembly. Lineage: Eukaryota; Dinophyceae; Suessiales; Symbiodiniaceae.
GGAGCCUGUCCCAAUCGGCGCUCGCCAUGGCCGGCCACGCGGCCAUGGGAAGGCCAUGGAGACGUGGACAGAGGCAUUGGAGCUCGUGGUGCUUGCCUUGCGUUCCAGGAGCGAGCAGGCGCAGGUCAGCUACAGCACCAGCAUCCGCCAGCUGGGGCGGCGGGUUUGGCGCCAGGGGCUUCGACAACUGCGAUAUCUUCAGGAAGCGGCUGAGACCCCCAACCACGUCACCUACAGCGCCGCCCUCGCCUGCUGCACUUGGCACCGAGCCCAGCACCUCCUCUGGGCCUGGCCCAGUGGAGCGCGCGACGGCGCCAUGUGCAACGCCGUGGUCAGCGCCUGCCAGGCCGAGAGUCAAUGGCGGCAGGCGCUUCAGGCGCUCAGCAUCGCGCAGGUGGCCGGUUUGGAGCUCAGCGUGAUCUCGUACACUGCCGCCAUGGGCGCCUGUGGCAGAGGACAGGCUUGGGAGCUCACAGUGCAGCUGAUGCGGAAGAUGGAUUACGCAGUUGUGAGGCCCAACGAUUUCACCUACAGCACGGCGAUUUCCGCCUGUGAACGAUGCAGCCAGUGGCAGCAGGCGCUGCAGCUCUUGGACAAUGAUCCGAACCUGGUCACGGUGAACGCGGCCAUCAGCGCCUGCGAAAAAGCGGGGCAGUGGCGCAAGGUGCUGAGGCUUUUGGAGGAGCUUCCAGGCCGCUCCCUGCGCGCAGAUGAGAUCAGCUACAAUGCCGCGCUCAGCGCCCUGGAGAAGGGCGGGCAGUGGCAGAGAGCCCUGCAGCUUCUUGAGCUGGUGGAGAAUCAGAAGAUGGAGCUGUGCGUCAUCUCGUACAGCGCUGCCAUCAGCGCCUGCGAGAAGCGUGGGGAGUGGCGCGUUGCCCUGCAGCUUCUGGAGGAGAUGCUGACGCGGCAGCUCCGCGCCGACGUCAUCGCCUGCAGCGCGGUAAUCAGUGCCUGUGAAAAGCGCUCGCACUGGCAGCAAGCAGUCUUCCUGCUGCAGGAGAUGAUUGAGAGUCGUUUGCAGACGGAUGUGGUCAGCUUCAAUGCCGCCAUCAGCGCUUGUGAAAAGGCUGCGUGGCCUUUGGCGCUGCAACUCUUCGCUGCGAUGCCGCGAUGCCGGCUUUUGGCCGAGGUGAUGUCCUUCUCCUCCGCCAUCAGCGCCUGUGACAAGGCGAAGCGCUGGGUGGAUGCUUUGGGCCUGCUGGAGGCCUGCGAGCGGCCGAACCUGGUCAGCUACAACGCGGCGCUGGCUGCCUGCGCAGGCCAAUGGCAGCACGCCGUGAGCCGGCUUUUGCGCCUGCAAGCAGACGGUUUCCAGGGAGAUAUGAUCACCUUGGACCUCCUUUGUGGUAUCUUUGAGGAAGCGGAGUUGGGCCUAGCCUUGAGGGGCGCUCUGCACCAGGUGGAUGCUGUGGGCAUGUCUUCCGCCAGAAUUGCAAAGAGCUUUGCAGCGCCGCCGCUCCUGGGCUUGCCCUCGGAGUGGCAAGUGCCCUCCAUCAGCUCCUGCUGCAGGGCCAUCAGCCUUUGCCGGAGAAGCGAGGACUGGCAAGGUGCCAUCGCCUUGGUCUCGGAGGCACAAGACGCCGGGGGUUUGGGCGGCGGCGCCAUCGUGGCCAGCGCCGGCGUCAGCGCCUGCGGCCCGCGCUGGCGCGCGGCGCUGGCCUUGGCGGAGCCAUGGCAGGCGGACGUGGUGGUUUGCAACGGCGUGAUGAGUGCCUGUCACAAGGGCGCUCAGUGGCACGCAGCCCUGGACAUCUUCCAUCACCUCGGUGCGAACCGCUUGGAGCCCACGGUGGUCACCCGGGGUGCUGCCAUGAGCGCCGCCAGCCGGGGCAGCUUGUGGCCAUGCGCCCUGUCCCUCUUCGACGCCGGCAGUCUGGUGGCCUGGGGGGCGGCGCUCAGCGCCUGCGAAGCGGCCAGAGACUGGCGCCGGGGGCUGAAAAUGCUGCGAAGCCUGCAGGCCUUGGAGCUGCUGGGGGCCUCGGGGUCCAGGUCGGCGGUGAGCUUCGGCGCAGCCAUCGCGGCCUGUGAGAAGGCCAGCGCCUGGCAGGAGGCCUUACAGCUUCUCAGCGAGCUUGGCCAAGACCUUGUUGCCUCCAGCGCUGCCAUCUCGGCUUGCGCCAAAAGCCAGGAGAGUGGCAGCAAGCCCUGCUCGUGUUUGAGGAGGCAGCCAGUGCUUGCCAGCUGGACUUGA